UCACUGUCAAAACAAAUAGUAAAUCGUUUUCGAACGGUUUGAACGGAACAGCAGAACAAUUUUGUUUAUAUUUUUGAAUUUCGAAUUAUUAUACCAAAUAUUACGUACGAUGUGAAACAGUUAAUUAAUUUGAGUAAAUAACUUUGUUGACCGCAAAGUAAAUGUAAAGUGUUGUUCAUUAUUUAUUGUGUUCACUGAAAAAACGUCUCCAUAAUGGAGGAAGACGAACCUAAACCAAAAUGUAAAGAUGACAAAAAUAAACUCCUUCGAUGCAUAGAAUGGCUUGAAAAACAGAAUGACGAGGAUACAGAAAAGUUAUCAUUGGAGAAAAAGAAUGAUAUUCAGUUUAUUAUACAAAAUCAUGCAGCUAGGAAGAACUUUUUACUUACAGUGGCUGAAGACGAUGCGACGGUCCCAAAUGGCGUUACUGAAUCUACCAUGGAACCACUUCCCGUGUCUCGAUAUAGGUUGCGUGUCCUCAACCUUAAUAUGGAAUGUGAAUGGCAGGCCUGUAGAACUAUCAUGAUAGAUUAUGACCAGUUCCAAAAACAUGUACGAGGCCAUACAUCUGAAAUGCAUGUUAUAGACAAGGAGCCCUCAGCUGAAUACGUAUGCCUUUGGGACGUUUGUGGGCACAAAUCAACUGACUUCAAAGAAAUGGUCCGCCAUAUGAACUAUCACGCUUACCACAGCAAGUUACUUGCUAUCGGUUUCAACGGUCGAGCUACACUGAACUUGGCUCGGUGCAAGAAAGACUCCAGUAAAAGAAAUGUGUUACCGGUGCAGCCUACUGAUUAUGCUUGUAUGUGGUUUGAUUCGGACGCCAAAUGUGACCUAACAUUUGACUCUUACCCGUUAUUCCUAGACCAUGUUAAAGUCCACACAAACUACUCAGAUACCUUCCUCUGUUCAUGGGCUGGCUGUGGAGCCAGAUUUACCAAUAAGAACAAGUUGGAGGUCCACGUGAGAUCUCAUACGGGAGAAAGACUGAUUGCUUGCUAUCAUUGUGGACAGCACUUCGCUCUAAAUAGGAAAUUGAGUGAUCAUUUACGGAGACAGAACGUAAGCCCCAACUCGCCGUACAUCUGCGAGCUGUGCGGCGUGCGCUGCGCCACAGAGUACCUGCUGGCGGAGCACACGCGGCAGCACGUGUCGUCGUACGCGUGCAGUCUGUGCGACAUGUCCGUCGUGUCGCCCGCCGCGCUCGCCAACCACGUGCGCUACCGACACCUCGCGGGGAACGAUACCAGGCUGCAUGAGUGUCCGCAUUGUGAUUACAAAGCAAUAACAAAAUGGGACGUCCGCAUGCACAUACUUACACACAAACCUAAAAAUAAGAGGAAGAGAAAGAGAAAAAAUGUCAAAAAAGAACUUGAAGAUUUUUCUGAUGAAGAGAAUUCCGAUGAAUCUAGUGCUGAAAAAAAGAGUAAACCUGAGAAAACGGACAGAGAAUAUGUUUGUCAUAUGUGUACGGAUACAGUUAAGAUAUUUUCUAGAGGGUCUCGUCUGACCACUCAUUUGGUUAAAGAGCAUGGGGCUCAGUGGUCUAUCGGCCAUAGUAGGUUCAGGUACCAAAUAUGCGCAGACGGCAAAUACAGAUUGACAACUACCCGCUACGAAUCUUUGGAAGUGUCAGAAAAAAUCAUGGACGGCUACAGCAGUCCUAAACUUCCUUUAACUAACUUAAAUUUUAAAGUGAAACAAGUUGCCGAAGCCACGGCUUGUACUCCUAGAAGUUAUGAAAUCACCUUAAAAGGUGAUGAAAAUGCCGAUGAUGAUGAAAAUGUAAAAGAGGAAGUUGAUAAAAAACCGGUGAUCAACCAAAAUGGAGUCGAAAUUCUAAUGUGUGAUGUCGAUGAAGAAGGCAAUAUUAUUAGUACUGAACUUAUUAAUUCUAAUGUUAUACCUAAGAUUGAACGGUAAAUUGUUAAAGCUGA
This is a messenger RNA of Helicoverpa armigera (cotton bollworm), 1937 nucleotides long. RefSeq names its product histone H4 transcription factor (gene Hinfp). Bases 214 to 1923 code for a protein of 569 amino acids. The record is from RefSeq and is a predicted model, not a curated record. NCBI's taxonomy places the organism in Eukaryota, Metazoa, Arthropoda, Insecta, Lepidoptera, Noctuidae. The transcript has 7 exons.